This is a messenger RNA of Pistacia vera, 360 nucleotides long. RefSeq names its product DNA polymerase epsilon subunit 3-like. NCBI's taxonomy places the organism in Eukaryota, Viridiplantae, Streptophyta, Magnoliopsida, Sapindales, Anacardiaceae. Gene Ontology annotation, biological process: heterochromatin formation; DNA damage response; leading strand elongation. Bases 1 to 360 code for a protein of 119 amino acids. Gene Ontology annotation, cellular component: epsilon DNA polymerase complex; CHRAC. Gene Ontology annotation, molecular function: chromatin DNA binding; protein heterodimerization activity. The record is from RefSeq and is a predicted model, not a curated record. The transcript is spliced from 3 exons.
AUGGAAACGGAGAAAGUGGUAUCAGAGAUGGAAGAGCUGCCUAAGACUAUCGUGCGCAGAGUGUUUAAGGAUAAGCUCAACGAGUGUUCACCCGAUACCGACAUCACCGUCAACAAAGACUCUCUUCUCGCUUUCUCCGAAAGUGCCCGUAUCUUUAUCCACUACCUCUCCGCCACGGCCAAUGAUAUAUGCAAGGAGUCAAAGAGGCAAACUAUUAAUGCUGAUGAUGUAUUAAAAGCAAUUGAAGAAAUUGACUUUCCUGAGUUCGUUGGCCCUCUUAAAGCUUCCCUUGAUGAUAUUGUAGGCAACAAAGCUAUUUGUGAAUAUCGGCGUAAAAUUUGCUACAGAAGAGAAAUAUAA